AUGGAUAGCCGGAACCACAUUUCCGACACGCUUUGUGGUUGCCUGAUUAGUAAAGGGCACCGCAAUUCGCAUAAGAGGAGAGAAAAAUGGAAGAGUGGUAGUAUACAUUUAAACAAUUCGUUGAUCUUGCUUCCCCUGUUGUUCUUGAGUGCAUUGAUCUCACCGGUUAGCGGUGAGACUUGGGACGGCGUUAUAGUCACAGCAGCCGACUACCAAUCCCUGCAGGCGUUCAAGCACGAGCUGGAUGACCCUAAGGGGUUUCUGAAGAGCUGGAACGACAGCGGCUACGGUGCCUGCUCCGGCGGCUGGGCUGGGAUCAAGUGUGCUCAAGGGCAGGUCAUUGUGAUUCAGCUUCCUUGGAAGGGCUUAGGUGGCAGAAUCACUGGGAAGAUUGGACAGCUUCAAGGGUUGAGGAAGCUUAGCCUCCAUGAUAAUCACAUUGGGGGGUCAAUUCCUGCUUCAUUGGGCUUGCUUCCAAGCCUUAGAGGUGUGCAGUUGUUUAAUAAUAUGCUUUCAGGUUCAAUCCCACCUUCAUUGGGUUUUAGUCCUCUGCUUCAGAACCUAGACCUUACUAAUAACUCUCUCACUGGGUCAAUCCCUGAUAGUCUUGCUAACUCUACCAAGCUUUAUAGGGUUGCUUUGAGCUUCAAUUCGUUAUCUGGGUCUUUCCCUAUUAGUCUUACUCACUCACCUUCCCUGACUUUCCUUUUGAUUAGUCACAAUAAUCUAUCAGGAAACAUACCAAAUGAAAUUGGGUCUCUUUCGAAUCUUAGGAUACUAGAUUUGUCUAGCAAUGCCAUCCAUGGAAGCUUGCCUGCUAGUAUUGGUGCAUUGCAAAACCUCUCUAUUCUCAACUUGAGCAGUAACCAAAUUCAGGGUCCAAUCCCAACCACUCUGGGAAACAUUUCCACUCUUGCACAGCUUGACUUGUCACUAAACAAUCUCAGUGGUGCAAUUCCGGCUGCUCUAGCUGAUCUUCCGCAUCUUGGUUUCCUUAAUGUCUCUUACAACAACCUCACUGGUUCUGUCCCAACUCUUCUCUCCCAGAAGUUCAACGAAAGCUCUUUCGUUGGGAACAUGCAGCUAUGUGGGUACAGUGCUUUAACCACAUGCCCUUCUGAAGCACCUUCCCAAAGUGUAGCUCCAGCACCUGAGGUAGCAAAACGUCGUCGACGCAGACUUAGCACCAAAGACAGAAUUCUCAUUGCAGCAGCAGUACUUCUAGUAGUUUUAUUUUUACUCUGUUGCAUACUGCUUUGCUGUUUGAUCAGAAAAAGAGCUGCAUCCAAAUCAAAGGAUGGCGGGGGAGCUGGCGCCGGUGCUGCUAGAACCGAAAAGGGCAUUGCAGCUGGUGGGGGUGAAAUUGAGUCUGGUGGAGAGGCUGGAGGAAAACUAGUCCAUUUUGAUGGGCCGAUGGCAUUUACAGCAGAUGAUCUUUUGUGUGCAACAGCAGAGAUUAUGGGGAAAAGCACCUUUGGGACAGUCUACAAGGCCACACUGGAGGAUGGGAGUGAAGUUGCAGUGAAGAGAUUGAGAGAAAAGAUUACUAAGAAUCAAAGAGAAUUCGAAACAGAAGUGAAUAUCAUUGGGAAAAUCAGACAUCCAAACCUCUUGGCUUUGAGGGCUUAUUACUUGGGACCUAAAGGAGAAAAGCUUCUGGUUUUCGACUAUAUGCCUAAAGGAAGUCUGGCUGCAUUUCUCCAUGCUCGCGGACCUGAUACACCUAUCGAUUGGCCUACAAGAAUGAGAAUUGCAAAGGGCAUGGCACGAGGCUUGUCCUAUCUCCACGCCAAUGAGAACAUCAUACAUGGGAACCUUACAUCUAGCAAUGUUCUACUUGAUGAGCAAACUGAUUCUAAGAUUGCAGAUUAUGGUCUGUCUAAGCUUAUGACGGCUGCUGCCAAUUCAAAUGUGAUUGCAACAGCUGGGGCACUAGGGUACCGAGCACCCGAGCUCUCAAAGCUGAAGAAGGCCAACACGAAAACUGAUGUGUACAGCCUUGGUGUGAUCAUAUUGGAACUCCUAACAGGAAAGUCUCCCGGAGAGCCAAUGAAUGGUUUCGAUUUGCCUCAGUGGGUUGCCUCCAUUGUCAAAGAGGAGUGGACGAAUGAAGUUUUUGACCUGGAAUUGAUGAGGGACGCGUCUGUCAUCGGGGAUGAGUUGCUAAACACAUUGAAACUGGCUUUGCAUUGUGUUGAUCCUUCCCCAUCAGCAAGGCCAGAAGUACAACAGGUUCUGCAGCAACUCGAAGAAAUUAGACCCGAAACAGCUGCCAGUUCAGCUGAUGAUGGAGCUGCAGAAGCGUCAAUCCCUUCAACAACAAGCGAAUGA
Fragaria vesca subsp. vesca is the source of this 2331-nucleotide messenger RNA. Its product is annotated as probable leucine-rich repeat receptor-like protein kinase IMK3-like. The coding region runs from base 1 to 2331 and encodes 776 amino acids. Gene Ontology annotation, biological process: protein phosphorylation. NCBI's taxonomy places the organism in Eukaryota, Viridiplantae, Streptophyta, Magnoliopsida, Rosales, Rosaceae. The transcript is spliced from 2 exons. Gene Ontology annotation, molecular function: ATP binding; protein kinase activity; protein binding. The record is from RefSeq and is a predicted model, not a curated record.